Messenger RNA from Diceros bicornis minor, 3406 nucleotides. It is a transcript of the gene PANX1, whose product is annotated as pannexin 1. The transcript has 5 exons. The coding region runs from base 445 to 1725 and encodes 426 amino acids. Gene Ontology annotation, molecular function: channel activity. Lineage: Eukaryota; Metazoa; Chordata; Mammalia; Perissodactyla; Rhinocerotidae. Gene Ontology annotation, biological process: positive regulation of interleukin-1 production; monoatomic cation transport. The record is from RefSeq and is a predicted model, not a curated record.
GCUGAGAGCGCACGGGCCUGCCCAAAGGAGCUUUGGCUGCUGGGGCAGAGCGGCGGGGCUGGGGCGAGAGGGAAGCGCUUUGUGCGGUGGUUGGUUCUCGCGCCUGCGGGCGCGCCGGAGAGGCGCCGAGCCCGGGUGGCGCGCGCGUCCCAGGGACCUGCGGGGGCGAGUCCGCGCCCCUUCGGCGGCGGAGGAGAGAGCGCGAGAGCUCGUGCGCCCAGGCGCCCGUGGAGGCAGAUUUGGCUCUGUGGCUCGCUGAGAGCCGGGCCACCGAGACACAAAGACUGGUGGGGUGUGCAAGCAACUGGGGAGUUGGCAAAGGAAAAGCGAAAGUCGCAGGUCCGGCCAGUGCCGGGGUGAAGGCGCAGCGCAGCGCUCCUGACGCCGGCGGUACCCGGGCCUGCCCUCGUGGGCCUGCCUGGCCGCGCCUGGCGCGCCGCAGCCAUGGCCAUCGCCCACCUGGCCACCGAGUACGUAUUCUCAGACUUCUUGCUGAAGGAGCCCUCGGAGCUCAAGUUCAGGGGGCUUCGGCUGGAGCUGGCCGUGGACAAGAUGGUCACGUGCAUCGCCGUGGGGCUGCCCCUGCUGCUCAUCUCGCUGGCCUUCGCGCAGGAAAUCUCGAUUGGUACACAAAUAAGCUGUUUCUCCCCAAGUUCUUUCUCCUGGCGUCAGGCUGCCUUCGUGGAUUCUUACUGUUGGGCUGCUGUUCAGCAGAAGGACUCCUUACAGGGCGAUUCUGGAAACCUUCCAUUGUGGCUGCAUAAGUUUUUCCCCUACAUCCUGUUACUGGUGGCGAUCCUCCUGUACCUGCCCUCCCUGUUCUGGCGUUUCACAGCUGCUCCUCAUCUUUGCUCAGAUUUGAAGUUUAUCAUGGAAGAACUUGACAAAGUUUACAACCGUGCUAUUAAAGCCGCAAAGAGCGUGCAAGACCUUGACGAGAGAGAUGGUGCCUGCCCAGUUCUGGGUGUUAAUGAGAAAGUAGGGCAAAGUUUUUGUGAGAUACCUGAAAGCCACUUCAAGUACCCAAUUGUGGAGCAGUACUUGAAGACAAAGAAAAACUCUAAUAAUUUAAUUGUCAAGUACAUCAGCUGCCGAGUGCUAACACUCAGUAUUAUACUAUUAGCAUGCGUCUACCUGGGCUAUUACUUUAGCCUCUCCUCCCUCUCGGAUGAGUUUGUCUGCAGCGUCAAAUCCGGGAUCCUGAGAAAUGAUAGCGCUGUGCCUGAUCAGUUUCAUUGCAAACUGGUUGCAGUCGGCAUCUUCCAGGUGCUCAGUUGCAUCAACCUCAUCGUUUAUGUUCUGCUGGCUCCCAUCGUUGUCUACACGCUGUUCAUUCCGUUCCGACAGAAGACAGAUAUUCUCAAAGUGUAUGAGAUCCUGCCCACUUUUGGUGUCCUGCAUUUCAAGUCUGAAGGGUACAACGACUUGAGCCUCUACAAUCUUUUCUUGGAGGAGAAUAUAAGUGAGCUCAAGUCAUACAAGUGUCUGAAGGUACUGGAGAAUAUUAAAAGCAGUGGUCAGGGCAUCGACGCCAUACUCCUCCUGACUAACCUUGGCACGAUCAAGAUGGAUGUUGUCGAUGGCAAAAAUCCCGAGCCUGUGGAGAUGAAGGGAGAGGAGCAAGGGAACCAUAUGGCAGAGCUCAAAGAUUUGAAUGUACACAGUGAAACUAAAGCAAAUGGAGAGAAGAAUGCUCGACAGAGACUUCUGGAUUCUUCUUGCUGAUGAUUUUUUCCUUGAACUUCAGAUCUGUGACUUCGGUGACAUGGGAUUCAUUUUGGCUAAAUCACCUCUGUCAGGUUCCCAGCUGGUUUGCAGUAGAUGGUUCUUAGAAGAGAAACUGAGCAUGUCUUACUGAGUCCCUAAUGAAAAUGAUGGUCAACAAAAUGUUGUGGAAGAAUGGUUCAUGAACUUCCUAUGAGAAGCAGCGUGGAGAUACAUAAACCACAGCAAGUAUAUAAGUGUAAGUCCUCAUCAAACGAAAAGUGGAAAGACUGCUCAGAGUAGAGUAGGAGCACUUUUAGCGCCUCAGAGAAACACCUUUCUGAACAAGUGGAGUGAUGAGACUCAGACCUACUGGGAAGCAAGGACUUCAGGAGGUUUUUUUUGUUUUGUUUUAUGAAAUAAUAAUAAACAUGUCAGGAUAUAAUUUAAUAUGAAUCUCCUAUGUGCCCUUAAUGCCUGCUGGAUGAGAAGAACAUUGACUGGCUAACUGUGGACCCAGAGGUGGACCUGCCCUUAGCAGGCCCUAAUUGUGAGUAAUGCUAGUGCCUUGGGUCUUGUGCCCCCAGGCUCUCUCUACACUGCUGCUUGUCAGCCUUGGCCAGUGGAAAUCCUCUAACCUCUGUUGGUUGCAUUCUGCUACGAAGGGCAGCAGUCCAUGCCCUUGUCUGACUGAAAACUUAGUUAACGAGAUGGUCUAAGGGAUAUUUAAUUGUGACUUCUCUACAGAAAGAACGCUUCUAAGAGAGCCCAGGGGGGAAAUCUGAACACACUGAACAGGUUAAUUCAAUCACUUUCCAAGGAGUUUUCUGUAGGGAAUUCAAAUCCUCUGUUAUCGAAAGCAUUUGAAACAGAAUGUUACGUAAACAAAUUAACAGAACACAGAAUGCUUAAAGUGAAGGACAUUUUGCCUAUUAUGAUGAGAACAUAUAAAUGACACCUGCCAUGUGGUGCGCUUGGAACCAGAACAACUUAGCAGUUUAUUUUAUUUAUAUUUAAGCAUAUAUUUUAAAAAUUCAUUUUAAUUUAAAAUCAUAUGAUGUCAGAAUUGAGGCCAUUUGGGAAGAACAUUCUAGCAGUGAUGGAGAAUUAUAGAAUAAAUGUUGCAAAUGGGUGUAUAAUAUAACACCCAAGCAUUAUUUCUUAAACAUUUAAGGCCAACUCAGAAAAUAUAAAAAACCUUCCCCAAUUCUGACCAUGUAAAUAGAUCCUAACUAUGUUUACAUUUUAUGUAAAAUUCCUUAAAAUUACACCUCUGGACCUCCCUAUUUUUAUUCUUAGAAAGUUAACACAUUGCUAAAGUGAGUAAUCCUCACAAACGUCAAAGUUUAUGUUUGGCUCUUAGGGACAGUUCUUUACCAAAUCUAUUUACUGUUUUGUGAAGAAUAAAAUUUUAUAAGCUGCUCUCUCUGCCUUUCAGAAUAUUCACAAAAGCAGAUUCUAUUUCUGCUUCUGUGAUAGUUUCUGAGAUGGAAAGCUAAUGAUAAAUAUCAAGGAUGCAGUCAGUGCUUUAAAUUAUUCUUAUUAUGUAAUAUUUAUUACUGUUAAAUUAUAGUUUGACUUCGAAAUGGUAGUAACUUAAAUAAUCAAUUUUGCUACAUUUUUAUAUCGCUGUCUCUGAGAUGUUCCAGCCCAAUUCUCUACACUAGUUUGUUUUUAUAAUCUGAUAAGAUUUCUGGAAUCU